Molecule: messenger RNA, 792 nt
Organism: Penicillium odoratum
Lineage: Eukaryota; Fungi; Ascomycota; Eurotiomycetes; Eurotiales; Aspergillaceae
Product: sulfotransferase family protein
Exons: 1
Coding region: 1-792 (263 amino acids)
Source: RefSeq, a predicted model, not a curated record
AUGCGUUUCAUUUCUGAUGAACUCGUCAUCAAUCGAGAUGACAAAGCUCCACUGCAGGUCCUUGGUGUAGGUCUGCCACGAUGUGCGACUAGCUCCAUGCAGGCUGCCAUGGAAUCUAAAUAUAUCAACUAUCAUCCAUGUAUGCAUAUGGCAUAUAUUGCACCUCAUGCCGGUCGUGGUGACAUUCUUCUGGAGGCAUUGCGGGAGCCUAACACCGAACGACGCCACAAACUCCUCCACCAGAUCUUCGAUGGCUUCCAUGCCACCAGUGACUUCCCGGGCUGCGCUGUCAUUGAAGACCUCAUGGACAUGUACCCCGAUGCCAAGAUUGUCCUCAAUAAGCGCCCGGGUGGGGGCAAUAGCUGGGCGAAAUCGAUCGCGGCGAUGACCUACAUGAAAGAUUGGCCUUUUUACGCAAUCACCUUUCUCUGGAAGACCGAUCGCAACCUGCACGCCUUCUGGCAUUUGUAUAUGGAUCUGUGUAUGAAGAAAUAUGGACUCGAGAAGCACGAGCUGUUCACAGCGAAGCACUAUGAUGCCCACAACGCGUGGGUGCUGGCGGAAGCGGCUAAGCGUGGGCGCGAAGUCUUGGAACACGAACCGCAAGAUGGAUGGGAACCCCUUUGCAAGUUUCUUGGAAAGGAGGUGCCGGAGAAUGAGCCUUAUCCACAUCUCAAUGACGCCGCUGAAAUACGUAAGAUCACACGGAUUUUGUACGGCCGAGGCAUUCUCUCUUGGAUAGCAUUGAUCGGGGUCACGUUUGGAACGGCGAAAUGGAUUGGGCUUGUCUAG